AUGAAGCAACUGUGCCGGAAAAUAGUCCGCGUCAAGAUUAAGUGGAGUGUACUAGAAAAAGUGAGAAUAUUCCGGCAGUUUUUCAGAUUCCUCUGGAACAGAAUUUUUGUUUGUUCAAUAGGAAAGCCUGCGGGGUACAGAAGAUUUUCUCGGAGGUCUGUUUUUAAUUCUUCCGAUUCUUCAUCUCCGCCAUCCACGGCGGCGAUAGAGUUUGGGUAUGCCCAAAAAGAAGAGCCCACAACCACAUGCAGUGGUGGGUACGAGAGUGAUUCAGAUUUAGUCACAUUGAAGAUCAGUAUAUUGGGUGAUUGCCAGAUUGGAAAAACUAGCUUUGUGAUAAAAUAUGUAGGGGAUGAAGAGGAAAAGAGAAGUCUGCAGAUGAAAGGGCUAAAUUUAAUGGACAAAACAUUAUAUGUUGAAGGUGCAAGAAUUGCAUUUAGAAUAUGGGAUGUUGGAGGUGACAAUAGGUCAUUUGAUCAAGUUCCAAUUGCUUGUAAAGAUUCUGUAGCGAUCUUGUUUAUGUUUGAUCUUACUAGUAGAUGUACACUAAACAGUAUUAUUGGAUGGUACAAUGAAGCUAGAAAGUGGAAUCAGACUGCAAUUCCCAUACUAAUAGGGACCAAAUUUGAUGAUUUUGUCCAACUUCCACCAGAUAUCCAAUGGACUGUUGUCACGCAGGCGAGGAGGUAUGCAAAGGCGAUGAAAGCAACCCUUUUCUUUUCGAGUUCAACACAUAACAUUAAUGUAAACAAGAUCUUCAAGUUUAUCAUGGCCAAGCUCUUUAACUUGCCAUGGUCUGUCGAGAGGAAUUUGACGAUUGGUGAACCCAUUAUUGAUUUCUAG
Fraxinus pennsylvanica is the source of this 843-nucleotide messenger RNA. NCBI's taxonomy places the organism in Eukaryota, Viridiplantae, Streptophyta, Magnoliopsida, Lamiales, Oleaceae. The record is from the annotation of a GenBank genome assembly.